This is a messenger RNA of Arxiozyma heterogenica, 690 nucleotides long. RefSeq lists its product as uncharacterized. The record is from RefSeq and is a predicted model, not a curated record. The transcript has a single exon. NCBI's taxonomy places the organism in Eukaryota, Fungi, Ascomycota, Saccharomycetes, Saccharomycetales, Saccharomycetaceae. The coding region runs from base 1 to 690 and encodes 229 amino acids.
AUGCCUUUUUUCUACUACUAUAUUUCUCCCAUCAUCACUUCUAUCUCCCACUCUUUUCCCCUGUUCGAAUCCUCAUCGCCGCUUUUUUUCUCUUUUAUCUGUUUACUACCCAUCUCUAUCUCCCACUCUUUUCCCCUGUUCGAAUCCUUUCUGAUGCCUUUUUUCUACUACUAUAUUUCUCCCAUCAUCACUUCUAUCUCCCACUCUUUUCCCCUGUUCGAACCCUCUCCGAUGCCUUUUUUCUACUACUGUACCUCUCCCUUUUCUAAUUUACACUCUUCCCCUGUUCGAACCCUCUCUGCUGCCUUUUCUCUUUUAUUUCUUUACCACUCAUCAAUACCUUCUACUCUUCCACUGUUCGAAUCCCAAUUGCUGCCUUUUCUCUUUUAUUUCUUUAUCACUCAUCAAUACCUUCUACUCUUCCACCGUUCGAAUCCUCUCUCAUGCCUUUUCUCUAUUAAUAUGUCUCUUCUAUCUAUCCUCUCUCAUGCCUUUUCUCUAUUAUUAUUUCUCUUCCACUGUUCGAACCCUCUCUCAUGUCUUUUUUCUAUUACUAUAUUUCUCCCACUAUCUCACUACUCAUCAACUUCUUCUACUUCUUUUCAUUACUCCCUUCUCUUACUCUCCUCUAUUCCUCUUUUCUAUUCUCUUUAUCCUAAUAUCUUCUUUUCUCUAUCUCUCCAAAACUAA